AAAAAAAAAAAAAAAUUUCUAGGUUUUCUUUUCUUUACUUUUUAAAGUUUUUCCCCCUUUUUUUUUAUUUUUGUGUAUCGCUUUUUCUCUCUCUAUAUGGAACCCAAUUGGAAUUGAAUUUGCGAUCGAGGAACAUCACCUCAGUGCCAGAGACAGUAGUGACAGCUGUAUCCACCAGCAAACGCGAAAUCCCUUUCAGAUUUCGCUGCUGCCGCAAGAUCCCACUUCCCUAGCCGGUGUUUUCCACCGCUGUUUCUGCAAUCGUAGGGUUUGGGUUUUUGCUUCCUGGUUUUGCGCGUUGCGCUCCUCAGCCAUGGCGGCUUCUUCGGGUUCCAGCUGGCGCGAGGGGAUGUCCGCCGAUAACGUCAAGGGGCUCUGCCUCGCUCUCUCCUCCAGCUUCUUCAUCGGCGCCAGCUUCAUUGUCAAAAAGAAGGGCUUGAAGAAAGCUGGUGCUAGUGGAAUUAGGGCAGGAAAUGGAGGUUAUUCUUACUUGUACGAGCCACUUUGGUGGGUGGGGAUGAUAACAAUGGUGGUUGGUGAGAUUGCCAAUUUCGCAGCAUAUGCAUUUGCCCCAGCUAUAUUGGUCACCCCACUUGGUGCUCUCAGCAUUAUUAUCAGUGCUGCUCUUGCUCAUAUUAUUUUAAGGGAGAGGCUGCAUAUAUUUGGAAUUCUCGGCUGCGUAUUGUGUGUUGUGGGGUCUACAACCAUUGUUCUACAUGCUCCUCAAGAACGGGAAAUUGAGUCAGUAAGAGAUGUAUGGAAUCUUGCUAUGGAUCCAGCAUUUCUCUUCUAUGCAGCGUUGGUCAUAACUGCUGCCUUUAUUCUUAUCUUCCACUUCAUUCCUCAAUAUGGCCAGACACACAUAAUGGUUUAUAUUGGUGUCUGUUCCCUUGUGGGCUCUUUAUCGGUUAUGAGUGUUAAGGCUCUUGGAAUUGCUAUAAAGUUAACUCUGUCGGGGAUGAAUCAACUAAUUUACCCUCAGACUUGGGCAUUCACUCUAGUUGUAGCUGUUUGUGUUCUUACCCAAAUGAAUUAUUUGAAUAAGGCACUGGACACAUUUAAUACAGCAGUGGUAUCUCCCAUAUAUUAUGUUAUGUUCACAACAUUAACCAUUGUGGCUAGCGUCAUCAUGUUUAAGGACUGGGAUGGGCAAAGUCCAACACAAGUUGUCACGGAAAUAUGUGGGUUUGUGACAAUACUUUCAGGAACUUUUCUCCUUCACAAAACUAAGGAUUUGUCUGAUGGUUUACAAUCGUCUUUAUCUAUUAGACUUCCUAAGCACUCAGAAGAGGAUGGGGGCGAGGGCAUCCCUCUGAGACGGCAAGAAUCCAUGAGAUCACCGUGAUACAUUCUUUGUGUAGCGUCGCAUCUUGCACAUCUGACAAGCUUGAGGCGCUGGGGGAGGGACUUUGCCAAGGUCAUUGUGUAUUUUACUGAUUAUUUCCUUCCCCAUCGUAUUAUUUUUUUGUGAUACAGUUGGAGUGGAAGGAUAAGUUUUUCAUGUCAUUGUUUUUGGGGUCCUGGUGAUUAUGGUAUCGGAUCUUGCACUUGCAUUGUAUACUCUUCCCUCCCUACCUCUUCCCUCUACACACGGAAGACAAACGGCCAAUGUAAUUUUCUGCACACUGAUUAUAUAUAGUGUAUCUCUCAGUUAAAAUCA
Messenger RNA from Arachis duranensis, 1660 nucleotides. RefSeq names its product probable magnesium transporter NIPA4. Gene Ontology annotation, cellular component: membrane. Gene Ontology annotation, molecular function: magnesium ion transmembrane transporter activity. NCBI's taxonomy places the organism in Eukaryota, Viridiplantae, Streptophyta, Magnoliopsida, Fabales, Fabaceae. The record is from RefSeq and is a predicted model, not a curated record. The transcript is spliced from 9 exons. Bases 314 to 1345 code for a protein of 343 amino acids. Gene Ontology annotation, biological process: magnesium ion transport.